Grus americana (Whooping crane) is the source of this 3413-nucleotide messenger RNA. RefSeq names its product transmembrane protein 180-like. Bases 87 to 1487 code for a protein of 466 amino acids. The record is from RefSeq and is a predicted model, not a curated record. The transcript is spliced from 6 exons. Lineage: Eukaryota; Metazoa; Chordata; Aves; Gruiformes; Gruidae.
UGUCAUGUUAUUUUGGAAAAUUAUUCUACCAACUGUUGUAAUUCUUUUUUAUAACUUGAGGAAGAAGAGAGUUGUACUUGUGGAAGAUGAAGUUUGUUUUGGGAAUUCAUCCUAAUGCGCUGGCAUACUCCAUGACUACAUUAGGUGCUGGAAUGAUGAACAGUAUCUUUAAUUUCUACUACGUUAAGCUUUUCCUAAAUCGAUACAAAAUUUCAGAAGUAGCGUUUCAUCAAGCCCAGGUUGUGUUUAUGAUAUGGAAUGCCAUUAACGAUCCUCUUUUUGGGUAUAUUCAAGAUAACUCCAAAUUCAUGUGCUGCUCAAGACGCCAGUUUUCAAUUUUAUAUGGAGCUCCUUUAUAUGCAUUAGCCUUUUUGCUUCCUUGGUUUCCUUGGAAACAUUAUGAAGAAGGUGACUGGCUAAGUGGUCUUCACCUCAUUGUUGCAUUAUGUGCUUUUGAUGGCUUGCUUACAUUUGUUCUUCUAGCACAGUGUGCGCUCUUUGCAGAAAUUUCAACAAGACAUGAAAGUAGGCUUCAGCUUAUUAAAUAUAACCAAGUAGCAACAUUAAUCGGAUCAACAAGCGUUCUCUUUUGUGGUCUCAUAUCAGAUAAUAUGGAAAAUUUUGCCUAUUUUCAGGCUUUCGCUGUUUUGGUUGCAGUAUUAGCAACAGCUUGUAUGUGUUACACAGGCAAAUAUAGUACUAGUCAAUAUGAGCAGAGGGAAAGUUGUACGGAAAAUACUAAUCUGGAAAAUGAUGAUGGAGCUCUCUCCUGGUCCUCUGUAAUUUCAUUGACCAAACAGAUUAUGACGGAGAAAAACUUUUUAUUUUUUGUAACAAUGAACUUCUUCCAAGUCUUCCACCUAGCCUUCUGCAACAAUUUUAUGAUGAUCUUCGCGGAUAAUCUUAUUCCUAAGGAUGUCCUUUCUUCCUCAAUAAGAAGUAUCAUGUAUGGAGCAGGCUUUAUUUGUCCUCAGUGCCUUGUUCUUCUCAGUCAUGCUUCGUUGAAGAAAUUUGGUUAUUACAGAAUCAUCUUGUUUUCCUUUUACUUUGAAGGAAUAGCUGCUGCUGUCAUGUUUGCUCUAGGGCCAGAACACUAUUAUCUGUUGGCAUUUUAUCUCACAGCAAACAUGGUAAUUGUGCAAGCUUCAUUUAGUUUGUUCAAUUUGCCUUUGGCAGAUAUCGUUGAUGCAGAUUUCAUAAAACACAAGCGGAGAUCACCACUUUCCUCUAUGGUUUUUGGUACCAAUGCUUUAUUUACCAAGCCUGCCCAAUCUUUGGCUCCAAUGCUUGUGGUUACAAUACUAAAUCAAUUUGGAUAUGAGAACCUGAAUAAUGAAGUUGCUCAAUCUGAUCCAAGUUUGUUUUUAGGUCUUCAUGAUGCCAUGUUCUAUUUGAUCUGUCUGGUUCCACUUUGCAUUGCAGUCAUACAGAUCUUGACUUGGACUCCCUUUUCAAUCCAGAAUACUCAUAUGACAGCUGUACGCUAAAUAGGUAACAGUCGGUCAGUAAAUCAUCUGCUGAGCUGUACCACAAAAGAGUUAGUACAUUUUAAAUGUGAAAAAAGCAAAAUUGCAUUAAAUGGACUGUUAGACCAAAGACAGUUUGAGCCAUUUGAAUAAAGUCGCAUUCUUCAGUCUAUAUAGACUGUAACACAGAUCCCAUCCAGCCUUAAUGCGGAGCCUACGCAGAGUUUCUUCUAGUUCAGUUGUUUGCCUUUAAUGGGCUUUAUCCUUAAUUACUAAAUAAAGUAAUAUCUGGUAUAUACUGGUCACUGUUAACUCCUUUGAAGAAUGGAUAUGGCAGAUCAGGUAAAGGAAUCCCAACCCAGCACCUGGAAUUCAAGGGAACUGUAUUUUCUUCAGCUUACUGAAAGAUGGUGGCUUAAUUCUGCCGUACUGAUAAAAUGGUAGAUCUUGGAAGUUAAAUUCAAAGAGCCUGGUGGAUGUCCCUCAGGGAUGGCAGGGAGAUGAAGAGAAAAAUUUAGAUGAUGUCUAGCUGACCAGUAUCAAGACAAAUCUGACAGCUACCACAGGAAGAGCCAAGAGUAAUUAACUACCCUGUGAAAGUCUGUGUAAGGCUAAGGAAGAAAAAGAUUAAAAUGCUGUUCAAUAAAGUGUCGCUGGAUAUGGAAAAAGCUCUGUACUUCCUCACUGACUUCCUGAAUGUCUGGGUGGUAGGUAGAUGCAGUUUUCUGGCUUUAAAUGGGAAAAUUAUUUUGAAGGUAGCAUAUUGUUAGUACUUCAUAGAAAAUGUCAUUGUGGUAAGAAAAAACAUUAGCAUAUGGAUGUAGCAGUGUUCAGUUAGUUGGACAAAUCUAAGUACACAUGCACUGAAUCAAACUCUACCUGCACAGCAGCAUUACACUGGCAAACUCAUUUGAUGUGCUGACAGUCAAAGUUCAUUUCUGAUUAAUCAAAUUGAAUUUAGUUAAUUUCUGAUUAAUUCUUACCAAAAAUCUUUUCAGUUAAACUUUUAAAUGGAUCCUGUGAUUUUUAUAAAAUAAAGGUUUUUGACAAAAUUUCAGAAACCUUGAAUCCUCUCUUUAUUUCACGUUGUAAUCAAGUACAGUGUAAUCAGUACUGAGACAUCAGUAGUGAUAAGCUACAUUAGCAUGUUUAUAAUACUUCUGUUUAAUAAAUACUUUUUUUCCUCCAAUGCAUCCAGCAUGUAAUUGUGUAAUGACAGAUAGCUUAAGUAUAAUAUAAUCACUUCAUUUUUGUUCUUUGUUUUGCCUGGGCAAACAGAAUUUUAGAAGCACCUUUCUUAUGGAGCGCCACUCACUUGAAAGUACAAGAAGAUGCAUCGUAUGUAUCCCGAUUUUAAAGUGCUGAGCCAGCUCAUUUCUAAGGCUCUACAUUUACCAUGCUAGGUAACUUGGAAAAGAAGGGAGUGUAAGAAGUUGCCUGCAUUUUGGUGGACAUUAGCAUAAUUUCGUGAAGAGGUCUGAGAUUUGAAAUUCCAGUGUUGAAAAAAAUAGUCUUUUGUGCCUCAGUUUUUACAUUUGCAGAGUAGAAACAUAAUUUCCUUGCCUUUUUUGAAGAUCAAAGUGCUUUCAAAGCGAUGAGUGAAAAAGUGGGAUAGCAUUGUUAAAUAUUUAGAAAUCUAAAUGAACUCUUUGAUAGGAAUAUGAAGAUUUAUGUUAAAAUGUAAGAAGCCAGAAGUGUGAUGAUGUUUUAAGUUGCAUUAUAUGUUUUUUAUCUCUCUCUUGUCAGAGAUGCCAUUAUUCAUUUGCAUCGUACAUGCUAAUAGCAUUAUGUACACAUAGUGCUGUCACUGGUAUUUACAUAUCCAAAGAAUAUUUAAACAAAUACCAGAGCAGAUAGCGACUGUGUGUUUAGAUUCUGAAUUUUAAAAGAUUUACUGCAUUGUAUGUAUGAAUUUUCUGCCUGAAAGGUGGAAGGAGAAAAAGGCGA